Messenger RNA from Phyllotreta striolata, 1326 nucleotides. Lineage: Eukaryota; Metazoa; Arthropoda; Insecta; Coleoptera; Chrysomelidae. The record is from the annotation of a GenBank genome assembly.
AUUGUCAUGUCAUAAUAAACUUGUCAAUCAAAUUUACUAAACAAAAACUUUAAGUAGGGAUAAAUUUAAUUAAAAAUGAAUACAAACUGCUUUACCAAAUUAAAUAAGAACAGAGAAAGUUAAAAUGAAUACAUUCCGUUCGUUUACGAUGCGACACAAAUAAGACCUCCGUAAAUUAUACAAACACUUGUAUAAUUAGAACGAUGAAGUUAAAUAUCGAUAACCCAUUGGAAAAUCUCAAACAAACCAGUAAGAAUAAACCAAAGACUAUAUGUUUUCUAUCACUUUGUCGAUUGUUGGCUCUUUUAUGCACUUUAAUCGUAAUCGUAUGUAUCCUUUUACUCUGUAAGGCAUACAUAAAAUUUGUGUUAAUUUGGUUAGAAAGACAAGACGCCUUUAUCGUUUCCUCUACGAUAUGUAUUCUGUUCAUAAUCGUUGCCCUACCGAUAAGCAUUGGGUAUAUAGUUUUAGUUCUAGCCUCAGGUUAUUUAUUUGGUGUUCCCAGAGGAUUACUUUUAGUUGUUUUCGGGGCAAAUUUUGGCUUGUUAAUUGCCAAUAAUGUACUGAAACUCCUGGGACAUCAUCACAGCAUUUACAAAUAUACUCAAAAUGAUACGGCUAAGGCCAUUUUGAGGGUGAUUUCAGGACCAUUAUGCUUUAAAAUUGUCUUCUGUUCAAGACUGACUCCUAUACCUUUUGGACUUCAAAAUACUAUUUUUGCAUUAAGUAACAUAAAUUCAAGAAUUUAUCACACAGCCUCUCUGCUCGGACUGUUUCCAGCUCAAUUUGUAGCAGUUUAUGUGGGAUCCACUUUAAGAUCCAUGCAGGAUGUGUUAGAGAACAGACACAUAUCUCCUAAUACGUAUAUUUUUGCCAGUUUUCAGUUGAUACUCGGUGCAUUUCUGUUGGUAUUUAUUGGAACCAAAGCAAGGAAAGAAUUGUUAAAAGCGAUCGCCGAAGCGGAAAGCGGAACUUCCAAUGGACCUGGCUAUUCUUUAGCGUGAUACCUGUCUAGACUUUUAAUUUUGAUACACAAGAAAGCCAAAAAAACUUCUAAGUCAGCCCGAUAUUGAAUAAAUGUAUUUUUUUAUAAAUUGACGGAUUUAUUUAAUAUAAUAUUGUUUAUCUUUUGUUCUGUGUUCUUCUUUGUUACAUGUGACCGUUUGAGUGUGUAUAAGAUUAAUGAUACUAUGAAUUUCAAAUUUUUAACGUAUCAAUUACGUACAAAAGUCUUUUGAACAAAUUUUACACGAUUUUAUUUCGCCGAUAUUAAUCGGACAAUUGAAAGUAAGACUUUCUUGUUUUUUCUCAGCUAGUACACACUUU